Messenger RNA from Ooceraea biroi (clonal raider ant), 1913 nucleotides. RefSeq lists its product as uncharacterized. The record is from RefSeq and is a predicted model, not a curated record. NCBI's taxonomy places the organism in Eukaryota, Metazoa, Arthropoda, Insecta, Hymenoptera, Formicidae.
UUCACCUUUAUUUUUGGCACGCAGCGGAGAGGAGAAGCGGUUUGCCGCUGGCGGUUUGUUUGUCACUCGCGAGGAUCGCGCCGACGUGUGCGUGCCAUACGUGUAUUCGACCACGAACGAUGUCGACGACAUUCGAGAAGAGCAACUCGUCAUCUUUGACGAACGGCAGCAGCAGCAGGCUCUCGGAGACCGGGCACGAGGAUGAGCCGGCGAGGUUCUCGAGGAGGAUUCGGCUGAACGAGUGGACGUUCAGUCUAUCGCUGCUGGCCCUGUCGCUGUCGAUCGUCCUGGGCAAGCUGUGCGUCAGCUAUGGGAGCCCCUUGUCAUCUGGCAAUCGAUACUCCAUACCGUCGACGUUCACGCAAAUGUAUGACAGGAUACCGAGCGUGUCCGGUUUACCGAAACUCGACGUGAGACGGUUGACGUUGUUGGGUAGCGAAAGAUUCGUGAACGUCGGUAACGAGUACGCCGGGGCGGCUGCUAACGCGCUACUCACGUUUUAUCAGCAGUACUCGUGGCUCCUGGAGGCGACGGUGUGCGGGCUUUUAGUCACGAGCUUCACCUGGUUCAUCAUCUACAAGGACAGCAACGUGCCCGGCAUCAACCCGCCGUACCCCUUCAGCCCGCCUAGGCGGCGAAGCGUAUACAGUUACUCUGCAAGAGAAGGUCCAAGGAUCCAGGUGAACUAUCUGGUUGGCAUGGUCAUCGGGAUACUGUUCUUCAUCCACAUGUGCCUGUAACCCGGCGCUCGCAACGACCGCGGUCCUCCAGAUUUUUCUCCGCGUGUAGCAUUAUUUAUUUCGUUUGUCAUUGCGUUAUCAUCGAUAACGCCGCGCUUAUCUACGGGUUGCCUUCGUCGACGGUACACACGAGGAAGAUACCGAUGAAGGAUCAGCUGUUAGGUCUGCCAGCGUGCGACGCUUACGCCAUUUACUGUUAACGCUUUCUAGUUUUUUCUAAUUUCCGGGCGAGAAGUUAGAGUGAAAAAUACGUGGCGUAGACGCGCGAAGAGUACAAAGACUUUGGAUUGGAGUAACGCAGCGAGGGAGAAUGAAUUUUCUGAUUGAUAAUCUCGUUAUCAUUCAGACGAGACACAAACUGUCCAAGUACAAAACUCUCCGGUUAUCCGAAAUUUUAUACGACAAUCCACCAGCAUGUUAUCUAUAAGUAAGACUGAUUGUUUGUCUGAUAAAACGACAUUUAUUCAUGUAGUCUAGCAUAAGUAUUGCGAGAAGCUAGAGCUCGACCUUGUACGCAGGAUAUACGUUCUUUCGUCGCGCUAAAAAGGUAUUUAACGCGCUGCUCGCUAUAUGAUUCGUCAUGUUUGAGAUUUAAUUAAUUAAUUCGUAACGUUUAAGGGAUGAUUAAAAUCUCUCGUUGGAUUUUUUGUCUCGUCAUUUUCGCACUGGGCAUCUAAUAUUUAUUUAAUUAUUGGGCAUCUUAUAUUUAUUUAAGUACUAGAUUAUUCCGACGAGACGAGAGUUAGAAAGUAUAUAAGCGCGAGUUGCAGCUCCGCGCGACUUCCAAGUGAACUGUUACGCUGUUCAAUUUCAAGUAUUCUGGGCUGCUGAAAAUUAUUGCAAUGAAGUGCAAACCGACGCCAAAGGAACGCGGGACGCUUUCCCACGAAUGAUUGCCUCGCGUGAUAAGCUUCGUCAUUUCCAACAAUUAUUACACAAGUAUUACGUAUGUAGUAGAUGCGCUGAAAAACAAGGGCUUUAUUUUUCAAACGACUAAUUAUAGGACUAAUUAAGCGUUAAGGUUUCCAUUGUAACAUAAACGGUCGCUACCGCGAGCACUGUACGCUCGCACGGCAUUCUCUCGAAUGAAAUCUCUAUACGAAUUGCCUGUGAAAUGUAACAAUAAUUCUAGUUCAAUUAAACGCUUAAGUUAUAUUUCUCUAUCAAAAAUAA